Molecule: messenger RNA, 4577 nt
Organism: Gryllus bimaculatus (two-spotted cricket)
Lineage: Eukaryota; Metazoa; Arthropoda; Insecta; Orthoptera; Gryllidae
Source: the annotation of a GenBank genome assembly
UUCUUAUUUGUAAUAUUCCCUACCAGAGUGCAUUUGCCUCCAUUCGCUAGUCAUUUGUUUUUCAAUGGCGACAUUACGAAUGGUGAUAAGGGGUUCAAGGAAGGUUAAAUUGUCAAUUUAGGGUUUUUAUAUACAAUAAUGCGUCGUUCUUGUGAUAGAAAUUGACGAUAGCCUUUUGACUGAUGAAGUAAUGGUCAUCUUGAAAAACACUGAACUAAGCAGACUUUACGAAUUAAAACUGUCAUUUCCGGAAUGACACGUCAGUGGUUUACUGUCAAGUAGUACUUGUGCGAAUGUACUGUGAAACGCUUUGUGACGUUAUUAAAAACAAUGACUUGAUGUUUUGUAGAUCAUCUAUUUUUAUAAUAAUUUUGGCAUCACAUUUUGCCAGGCGUUGUUAGCUUAAUUAUGGAAACGUAUUAUUUGAGGUUAGGCAUUAUAACAUGUGUUGUGAUCUUUUGUAAUUUUUGUCUGGGGUCCAGCAUUCCGAAAUAUACACGAAAAGAUUUGGAAAUUCUAAGGGAAGAAGUCAGACAAAUGUUUCAACAUGCAUAUGAUAGUUAUUUGAAGUAUGCUUAUCCCUAUGAUGAAUUAAGGCCACUGAGCUGUGAUGGUGUUGAUACAUGGGGCAGCUAUUCUUUAACUCUCAUUGAUGCCUUAGAUACUCUUGCAGUAAUGGGCAAUUACACUGAAUUUCAGCGUGUAGUGAACAUCAUUACUACUCAUGCAAAUUUUGAUGCAAAUAUUAAUGUAUCUGUCUUUGAAACCAAUAUUAGAAUCAUAGGAGGACUGCUCAGUGCUCAUUUGCUGUCUCACAAAGCUGGAGUUGAAGUGGAUCCUGGCUGGCCAUGCAAUGGCCCUUUACUUCAGUUGGCUGAGGAUGUGGCACGUCGGCUCCUGGCUGCCUUUGACACAACCACGGGCAUGCCAUAUGGAACAGUCAACCUGAGACAUGGAGUUCCAGAGGGGGAAACCAGCAUUACAUGCACAGCUGGUGUGGGCACUUUCAUUCUGGAACUUGGGACUCUGUCUCGUCUGACCGGUGACCCACUCUAUGAAGAGGUGGCUAUGAAUGCUCUCCAUGCUUUAUAUAAUCAUCGUUCACCAAUUGGCUUGGUAGGUAAUCAUAUUGACGUGCAAACUGGACGAUGGACAGCUCAAGAUGCAGGCAUUGGAGCCGGGGUGGAUUCCUAUUAUGAGUACUUGGUCAAAGGUGCUAUAUUACUUCAGCGACCUGAAUUGCUGCGAAUGUUCCAAGAGGGGCGAGUUUCUAUUGAUAAAUAUUUGAAGCGAGAUGACUGGCAUUUGUGGGUGUCAAUGUCAAAAGGACAAGUCACAUUGCCUGUCUUCCAAUCCUUGGAAGCGUAUUGGCCUGGAGUAUUAAGUCUUAUAGGGGAUAUUGAUAAUGGUAUGAAAUCUCUACAUAAUUACCAUCAGGUGUGGAAACAGUAUGGAUUCACUCCAGAGUUUUACAACAUACCUCAGGGAGAAGUUGGAGCUAAUCGAGAGAGCUAUCCCCUGCGACCAGAGCUGGUGGAGUCAGUUAUGUACAUGUACAGGGCCACAGGAGAUCCCUACUUGUUAGAAGUGGGGAAAGAUAUUUUAAGAAGCAUUCAGCAUAGUGCACGAACUCCUUGUGGAUAUGCCACUAUUAAGGAUGUGAGAGAUCAUCGCAAAGAAGAUAGAAUGGAAUCUUUUUUCUUAGCUGAAACAACUAAGUAUCUGUACCUGCUCUUUGAUCCUGAUAAUUUUAUUCAUAAUCGAGGCCAACAUGGCACUGUGAUAAGAAAACCUUGGGGUGAAUGCAUUCUCUAUGCUGGAGGUUAUAUAUUCAACACAGAAGCACAUCCUAUUGACCCAGGAGCUUUACAUUGCUGCAGUGGGCAUCGUCAAUCUGACAUUCAGCAGAUGUUACGUGAUCAGAGCAGUAAAACAUUUAAAGGCGAUCCUCUCUCUACAUACCGUCAUUCUCGGCGCACUCCUGCUGCUUCCAGUGAGUCAAUUCCAGUAAAUGGUGAAGUGGGAAUUGGGGAUAAUCAGAGUAGGAGUGACAAUGAAAAUGAGAUAACAGUUGAAGAAAGUAGUGCGAAAUCUCUGGAGUCUGAAAAGAGUAUGCCUGAAGAUGAGAACAAGAAAACACAAUCAUCUCAUGCAAAUAUUAUCUCUGAUAGCAUAAACAUUAACACAUUAUCUGAAACAUCAGAAACUACUGAUAAUGCCUCACAACAAAAAGAUAAUAUAAUUCAGAGUGAGUCUAUUGUAGAUGAAAAUGAUUCAAACCAGGCCAUAGGAUCAGCUUCAAACUUAUACACAGGCUCCAACUCUCAAGUCAUUCGUGAUGAAAACUAUACUCCUCACAGAACUAGUGACUUAGAAUACCGAGCUGAUGAUAGUGACUGGGUAUAUUCUGUCACAGACAGGGAUGACAGAGAACUGGACAUAGAUACAGCUGCUGAUCCAGUUGUGCCAGUGGAACAGAAGAGAGAGCAGAGUAGUGAUUCAAAGGAUGAAUCAGAAAAACUGAUUCAAGAUAAAUCAUCCAGGGAAGAAAACAAAGUAACGAAGCCAAAGUCCUUGUCCUCUUAUAUUAGUGAACUACUUUCAACUCCAAAAACACCCGGAAAGUUUGAUCAUCAGCUGUUAUUGGAGAGAUUACAUUCUGAAACAAAGUAUAAAAGGAAUGUUUCAUGGGAGCAAGAUUAUGAAGUUUUGUCAUGUUCAUCACAACCAUUUCUUCAGCGAUUAGCUAUGUCAGGAGAAAUUUUUGGUGUUGUAUGAAAAUUAAUAUUUUACGGAACGCCUAAAGUAUUUGGUGUAUUAUAUAUACUUGUUCCAAAAGUGUCCUUUGAUUAGAGCACUUAAUUUGAAUGACAGGCUUUUAACAUUGUUUUUUCUUGAACGCUUUAUUUAUUUUGUUGAAUUUAUUGGAUAAUAUAUUAAAAUUAAAAUAUUUCUGCUUGCAUAAAUAGAUGCAUGAUAUUAUGUUUUUUAUCAUAAUUUGUAUUGUUUUCUCAAUACUCUCUUAUCAACGAUCUUCAAAUGUGCUGAAGUUCAAAAUAAUGAAAAUUGUGUCACUAGCUGCAUUCUUGAUUACUACUUUAUUUAUUUUGUUUCUCUCAGUAUUAUUGUGAAUGGUAAAUGAUAUUAUUACUUGAGACCAAAACAUUGCCUUGCUUAUUCAGACAUGGAGAUGCAAAAGAGAUUCAAAAAGCAUUACAUACUAGAAAGGAUGGAACAAACAUUAUGAACAAAGAGAAGGAAGAACAAAGUAACAUGGGGAAGUAAAUAGAACCAUUACUAAACAUUUAUUUAUGCUUGAACAAAAUAUUUUCUCAUAGCAAAAUAAAAUUUUCAAUUUAAUCAACAAUUAAUUAUUUAACUACAGUAAAACUCCUCUUUUGUGCUUUUCAAAGGUCUAAGAAAAAGCAGUGUAAAUUGUGCUCAUAUAGUUCAAUUUAUUUUGUCAAAAAACAGUAAAAACUGUAUGUGAUGUACGGGGAAAAAGUACAAUUUCUGAGUAAGUAUAAAAUAAUAAAGUACUGAAGCUAAGAAUCAACUUUUAUUAUUAAUACCUUUUUUGAUAACUUGUUGGGCUUUUAAAAUGUACAAGUGAAUAACAGGCAAUAUCCCGAAAUAUAGAAACAGGAUUUUACUGUAUUAAAGUAACUUGCAUAUGAACAUUGUGUUGAAUUCUAAGCAAGAUAUAAAGACUAUCAUUUUUUGUUGUUGUUGUUUUAUAUUUGUUUUUGUGUUAUUCCUUAAUCCAAAUAUUAUGUUCUUUGAAUGAUUUACAAAAUAUUUUUAACAAAAAUAUAUUUCUGUAACAAGUGUAGCAUUCAAUUUUGUUUAAUAAUUUUGGUAUCCCAACUCAGAGUUUUGCACUAAUUAUUUGUUUAUUUUUCUUGUCAAUAUUCUGGAAAAUUGAGGUAUAAAAAACCUUUUUUAAAUGUCACAAUAAUUGUUUAUUUUUUAUGUGCAAAUGUGUAGAACUAGUCAGUGAGUAUGAGGGGAGAUAUGUCUUUAUGAAGGAUAAUUUUUUAUGGAAUAACAAUUUAGUCUAAAAGGGAAAUAACAUUUUAGAAUUGUUUUGAAAUUUUUAAUAAAGUGAAAUAAAAAUGAAUAUUUUAGCUACUUUCGAAAUCUAAAUUAACAAAAUUCUUCAUUAAAUUUAUUUAUUCAAAUAAAAUUUUAUUCACUUGAGAGUUAAGUCAGAAGAAUUCAUGAACUUCUCCUAGUCUUAUAAUAUUUCCUUUUAUACUGAAGUGCAAACUUAAAUACUGCAAAUGCUCAUUAUCCUGACAGUCAGGAAAUGAGUUAGUGAAAAUAAUUGUCUGAAGAACAAACAGUAAUUCAUUUUAUAUUACUUUGUUUUCAAGUAUGAUAUUUGAAGUGUGUAUUGUGUAUUUAAUGUCACAAAAUAAUAAAAUAAAAAAAACACUCAUGGGAACUGGAAAAAAAUUUAAAUGUUUGUUUUUGAGAGAUUCUCUUUUUUAAAACAAAACUAGCAAAAUAAUCUGAAAUGUUAAUAGGUCUUUGAAAAUACAUAAAUCUACAUGAAUGAAGUUUUAUUUUAUUUG